AUGACAUCCUUACUUAAUGCUGGUAUGAAAAAGAUUAACGAUUUAAAUACCCAUUACUAUUCUUUAUCAUCUAAAGAAUUAAGUGAUUUGGGUUUGAUUAACCGUUUGAAGACUUACAAUUGGAGUUUUGAACUGGUUUCCAUAGCUUUAAUUGUUCUUAUGUACAUUGUUUAUAAAUUGGGUUCCAAUACAAAUUUGAAAACAGCAAACAAAAUAUUCAAAACUCUAAACAACUAUUUGUCAAAUAAUUUUGCUCGUGUUGGGUUUAAUGAUAAAAAAAAUGGUGAGAAUAAGAAGUUGAAAUAUUUAUCAGAAAAUAUGGACACUAGUUUUACUGGUUACGCAUCUGGUAGAUAUUAUAUUGAAAGUUGUAUUAUUAAAUUGCAUAUGAGCGCUAGAUUCAAUCCAUUAGGCUCAUUGGUAGAAAGUCUCUUGAGGUAUGCUUUACCAAGCUUAUUCAUGGAUAAUAGUCCAGAAUCCUUGGAACUUAUCAUCACCCCAAAUAACGUUUCCUUGACUUCCAAGAAUCAAACAGCUACCACUGCCGAACCUUUGCCCCCCAAAUUCAAGUUUAUCUCUGCAAUUGUUUCCAAGAAUUGUAUGUCCAAAUCACGUGAUGACAACUAUUUCUUGUCAUUAACACAGACCACCGAAUCUCCAACUUUGCCAGUUGAAUUUGUUUACAUGUCCGAAGCGAAUCAAUUGAAUCCAAUGUUUAACAAAUUGGGUAAAGGUGACUUGCCAAAUUUGUUGAGAAAAUCUAAAUGGUUUUUAAAUUACAUUGCAUUUACUGACUUGCCAAAGGAUAAACCAACAAAUGAAAAGGAAUGGGAAACAGGCUUAUCUCCACGUUGCGUUAUUUCUUGCAGAGUCACUAGUAAAGCACAAGAUUUAGAAUUAUUGACAAAGCUCAUCAAUUAUGUUUUUAGUGUGUACGAAUCCAUUACUGACAGCCCAGAAACUUCAUUGAUUUUGAGUACUGAUGUUUUGAAAAAAGUCGCACAUACCCGUACUAACGAACUGAACAAGAUCAAGAAGGCCACCAAACAAUUGGAAUUGGAUCUAGCUAGAGAGAAAAAACAAAAGGAGUUAAAGGAACAGAAACGUAAAGAGGGUAAAAGUAGUGCUGACAUUGAUUUUGAGAUGGAAGCCAAGAGAGAAAGAAGAAGAAGAAAUAAACAAAAAUUAAGAGGUUAA
Saccharomycodes ludwigii is the source of this 1197-nucleotide messenger RNA. RefSeq lists its product as uncharacterized. The coding region runs from base 1 to 1197 and encodes 398 amino acids. The transcript has a single exon. Gene Ontology annotation, molecular function: calcium ion binding. Gene Ontology annotation, biological process: endoplasmic reticulum calcium ion homeostasis. Gene Ontology annotation, cellular component: endoplasmic reticulum. Lineage: Eukaryota; Fungi; Ascomycota; Saccharomycetes; Saccharomycodales; Saccharomycodaceae. The record is from RefSeq and is a predicted model, not a curated record.